AAUAUGUUUUUAUUUAUUUGCAUAGUGGCACAAAACAAUACAAAACAAGACAUUACAAUCCCGGCAUCACUUCAGAUACCUAUUGUCUGCAUUAAAAUUUACCCAACGGCAUUAGCAAACUUUAUCACCCACAGGGUCGUGUCAAUGAGUUUGUACAGUUUGUACGCUCAGCCAAGCGGCGCAACAAAGUCGAAAACAAAAACGCUUUUAUUGCACAAAAAUUUCCACCCAAAUUAACGUUCAAUUCAACGCCGAACGAUGGCCCAUUUUCUUUCGGGCAUUGGGAGUACUCAUGCUACACAAAACAAGGUGUAACAGAUAAAACGAAUAUUGCGAGUGGAAUAUAGCUCGAUUGACCGUAUCACCGCAGUAAGCUCGAGCAGGCUCAAGUGGGCAGAAAAGUUUUUCCUUUCACCACGCGUUAACGGGGCUAUACGCAGUGUUGAGUGUUUGCAUGCAAAGUUUUGCUGACUUCCAAAACCUUCAACCAGCUGGCGAGCCUACCCGACAGUAGUAACCGGUAGUAUAUUAAGAAGAGGUUCGGAGGAGCACCCAGGAAAUGAAGAAAUUUUCAACAAGGCUUAAAAUUGCUUCCUGCGUAUUAUCUACGACUUGCCCGAAAGAUGCUAGCAAAUGUUUCCGCUCGAGCAGGGUAGCGUACUACUAUGUAUGAGUAAGCCCACAAACGAACUCAUUUCCGGUCCAGUUUGACCUUUUGUCCCGCUUUCGUAGUAUUUAUUGUCUCAUCGAUUCAAUAUGAAUCUGAAGAAGCCGGUCAUCAUUGCGGCUUAUUGGUUAAGGCAACAAACCGAAAUGGAUUAUGGCUUUCUUGCUUCGGGGGGACAGAACGUGGGCAAGACUUGCUUCCAUUAGGUCGGAAGUAGUUCUCAUCAAAAUAGAUUGGAAAAGUUUGACCGAAGCAAUGUGGCCCAUUCCGGUGAUGUGCGGUUUGUAUGGCCGAAUUCCGAGAAUUGGGCAGAAAAAGGUUUAUAAACAGGCUCGUAAAAAUAUCUGUCCAUGUCACUGUUUUCGCUUUAUUCUAAGUCUGACGGUAGACUGUUCUGUUCAAAUAGUUAUGAUAAUGUAUGGAGAUUACAUACUCUACGCCAUUCAUGAGUAGUUGCAAACAUUUAGGCGAUGUUAUCAAUGGCUUUCCCGAGAAGUGUACUAAUUAAGCAUACUUAAAUGUAAAACUGGCUCCCGUUUUGACAUAAGACUAUCAGAGCAUACUGGCUCACCAACAUUGCCGCAAGCCACCACCACGUUAAGCUGUGCCUGUGGCAAAUUUCCGACAGUACCAUUUUGCCCGCAACACAAAACGCUCAUCGAGUGUAGUUGUAACUCAAACCCAGUUAUCGAGUUGUAGCAAAACUAAGUUUAAUUCGUUCGUUUCCUUCAGCUUGCUUCCUUCGCCCUGUGCGGGGCGUGUACCGAGUACCAUCUUUGCCCUCUAACUACUAACGCAUCCUACACGCAUCACUUCGUGCAACCAAAAACCAUACCCUGUUCGCUCCUUCACGGCCAACAGCAGUGCCGUGCCUAACAUGUCAACGUACACGAUGCGGUAGAUCAAAUCUGGGCGCCUGUGCAUCGUUUCAAUUUAGUGCGAGUAACAAGCAUCGGAAGGUCGCACCAACCGGGCUUAUCUGACAUGUUCAUCGAGUAAACUAAUUGGGUUUCAAUGGUAGGUUGAGUUUAGAAAAGCUUGUACCGCCCUCCAGCACCCUUCCAGCUGACGCACACUUCCUCCCCUCGUAUAUGCAUACAGCCCGGGCCCAGGGUGCUGUGUUUCGCUCGGAAGGGGAAGCUAAUCGUAGCUUUUCAUCGUACCUUGAGAGCUGCUUUUCGGAGAGCCUACAAGCCACCAGGGGGCGAUGCUAGUGGGGUAAACUUUGGGCUCCCCAAACGUACCCUCAAAUCCCACCUAAGCCAUUUACAAAGUUUUUUGAACGAUGCGAGGAUCGUUAUCUUGCCCGCUUAGGCGAACCUUCCGAAUGCGUGACGGUAAAGAGUAAAUGAGUGUUGGUGUGUGUGUUAUGUGAUAAAGCAUGUGAUGCGGUUCGGUUUAGUAUUGUAACACGCCCACACGUGCUCUGCAGCGAAAAUGUUAACAUUUUUCAAAGCAAUCUUCAAUCGUUUCAUCUUUACCGAGGAUCAUGUUUUUUUUUUACCUCAAAAACACACUUUUACUAUUUUCGGCCGUUCGAGAUUAAAUACAGCUGGCCGAGAAUGUAACCCGUGCUGGCUUCAAUAAUGCGCCGCUCUUCAAACAAUGUAUCCUUCCACGAAGCCGGCCAUCAAUACGAAGCGUCUCUGAAGCGUCUCCGGCUGCUGGUGCCCGUGAUAAAAGUUAAUCUCCGGGAUCGUGCAAGCGGCACGUGAAUUCAUUUCGUACGGUCAACUACCAUUUUUAUGAGCAUUAAGGUACUGCUUUAGCAAAUAAACCCCCAUCAAGGGGUUCUUUUGUCCCUUUCGGAAACACAAAGCAAGCGUACGAGCGAAAGGAAUCGUUCCAUGGCUUUGAGGGUAUGGUUUGUUUUUUUUUGUUCUUUUACACUCAAGUCGGACACAAAAGAGAUUUGGAAAGAAAGAAUGGAGAGACAUGUCAAUAGAAAAUUAAUUAGACGGAGAAAAACACUUAUUUCGCUUUGCUUGGUGAUACUGUAAAGCAAGCUCCUAAAAUAAAUGAAGAAUGUAGGAGCGCGUAUAAAUGUGUAUAAACGAUUUGUUUUCCGAAAUUUCAAACCUGCUUUCUUUUGUUAAGAAACUUCUACUACUGCACAAGCUCUUCGUCAUUUUGUGUAAAACAUUUUCACUCCUUUCUCAGAAGCUCCUAUGUCAGUAGGCGGUUAGAAUCAGAACGUGACAUGAACAAGACAUCAAAAUCAAAGCCAAGUUAUUUCCUGGAAUAUCAACUACUUCUGAACAUGAUCACGCCUCCUAGGUAGCAACACGUUUGAAAAAUUAAGUAUAUAGUAAACCACACCAAGAACAUGAUUUAGUAAAGAUUAAGAAGAUAAUCCUAGUUAUCCAUACAAGUUCUGUGCUUCAGGGGUUACUAUCUGGGUGUUUGACACUCAAUUAGCAAAGAUUGCAAUCUAAAACAGGUAGAAUCAUAAAAGCUUAGCAACAAAAACAAGGAAAUUUUGUUGAAAGUGGUGAAAUUGUAUGAUGGAAUUGUAGAUUCGAUGCCUUAAGCAUCAUCACGAGCGUCACUGGGGUCCUUUUUUCGAGGAACCGGUCAACGUGACUUCCGGGGCGGCCUUGCAGGUUGGAUAUCAUUUAUCAACGGAGGCUAUCCUCAACUGUAGGGUAGGCAUGCUUAAAGAUAAAACGGUGAUGUGGAUCCGACGAACCACCGACAAGGUAUCGUUGCUCACCGUUGGCAAUAAUACGUACAGCGGGGACCCGAGGAUAAAGGUCAAAUUUCAAUAUCCCAACAAUUGGAGGCUACAUAUCAACCCGAUCAAAUCCGACGACGCCGGCCUGUACAUGUGCCAGGUGUCGACGCAUCCGCCACGGGUGUUCGCAACGAAUCUGACCGUCUUGGAGCCCGCUGUAAGAAUAGUGGACGAGAUGGGGUACGAGUUCUCCGAUCGGUACUAUAAGCUAGGCAGCACCAUCGAGAUCUCGUGCCAAGUGUCGACGUCCUAUCUGGCUACCCUUCCGCCCAGCCCCAAGUCGGCUGGCCAACAACAACGCUCGAAGACUUCCCCCGCUGGUGCACCGGCAAACACGUUGGACGAGACGGCGAAAACAGGCUCCAAACCCACUAAAGACGAUAACAAACUGUCCGACUCGACGGAAAGAGGGUUGAUUAGCUGGACCAAGGAUGGCGCCGAGCUGCCGAAGGAUGUCAAGAUGAGUUUUAGCGGCACCAAGCAGUGGCUCAUCAGCCGGAUAUCGAUUCUGCAGGCAAAUCGUGUCCACAAUGGCGUCUACAACUGCACCGUCGCCGGCAAGCAGAGCCAGGCGGCCCAGGUUCAGGUCCUGAACGGUGAAACUCCGGCCGCUGUUCAGCAUAAUUUUGGCCAUCGCAAAGAGGCGUCCGGGCUGCUAGGGCUUCACGUGCUCGCUGUGGUGGUAAUAAUGUGGUACACUGUACAGUUUCGGAUGCGGUUGGUUGGAUUGCAACUGCAAUGAGCAGAUUUAUUUGAAGCAAGAGAUUAAAGCCUUUUGGAGCUAAUACCUAGUAAAAGACUUUACACAAAUUAAGACUGACAUAUUGUACAAUGUAUGUUAUUCAAUGAAUAAAUCAAUAGUCUAACUAUAACCUUUAAA
Messenger RNA from Anopheles merus, 4281 nucleotides. RefSeq lists its product as uncharacterized. The transcript has 5 exons. Gene Ontology annotation, cellular component: neuron projection membrane. Gene Ontology annotation, biological process: synapse organization. NCBI's taxonomy places the organism in Eukaryota, Metazoa, Arthropoda, Insecta, Diptera, Culicidae. The coding region runs from base 3319 to 4143 and encodes 274 amino acids. The record is from RefSeq and is a predicted model, not a curated record.